This is a messenger RNA of Trichoderma gamsii, 1359 nucleotides long. Its product is annotated as major facilitator superfamily transporter. The transcript has 5 exons. Gene Ontology annotation, cellular component: fungal-type vacuole membrane. Gene Ontology annotation, molecular function: transmembrane transporter activity. Gene Ontology annotation, biological process: transmembrane transport. Bases 1 to 1359 code for a protein of 452 amino acids. Lineage: Eukaryota; Fungi; Ascomycota; Sordariomycetes; Hypocreales; Hypocreaceae. The record is from RefSeq and is a predicted model, not a curated record.
AUGACUUCGACCACGACCGCUAUCGAGCUUGCCACGGGCUCUGCUUCCAGCCACGCAGGGAACUUGCGCAGCUCCAGCGGCAGAAAGAACGAAGCUUUCGAAAGAGUCACCGUAGCCGAUCAUGUUCUCGAAGCGUCGCGGGAGGCUGACUCGACCGUCCCUGAAGGCGGAUACGGCUGGGCCAUCGUCGCCGGCGGCUUCGUGCUGCUGUGGUGGUCACUCGGCACGACGUAUGCCUGGGGCGUGAUGCAGACCGCCUUGGUCGCUGAUGGCCUGGCUGAUCCGGCCGUUCUCUCUUUUGUGGGAUCACUGCAGGCGGCGCUGAUCUCGGCGCUGGCAAUUGUCAACUCCCUGGUGGUGCGAAAGACGGGAGUCCGCGCAGCAGCCAUGCUGGGCGCCGCGUGUAUGGGCGGCAGCGAGAUUCUGAGCAGCUUCACAGUUCAUAGCGUUGGCGCGCUGUUUUUCACGUCGGGGAUAGUGAUGGGGAUGGGAGUCAGUCUGUGUUUCGCCGUCAUUUCUACGGUUCCAUCGCAGUAUUUCAGUGCCAAACGGGGCCUGGCCAAUGGAUUCAUGUUCGCUGGAAGUGGAUUUGGAGGUGCUGCAAUCAGCUUCGCCUUGGACUCUUUGAUCCGAAAACUAGGCACUGCGUGGGCAUAUCGCAUCCUAGGCCUCAUGACUCUUGCUACCGGUCUUCCGGCCGCAUGGCUGAUGAAGGAGAGAGUCCCCGUCGAGAGGCGAGGGUUUAUUGAAUGGAAAUUGUUCAAAUCUCCUACAUUCGUGCUCAUCUUCGUUGGCAGUGCGAUUGGAACUUUCCCUUUGUUUGUCCCGCCGUUCUUCCUCCCAUUAUAUACCAGAUCACUAGGUUUCACGCCCAACGUUGGUGCCGGCUUGGUUGCAGGCUUCAGCUUGUCUUCUGCCGCCGGCCGCAUCCUCUCGGGCUUUGCCUCCGAUAAAGUCGGCUCAAUCAAUACUGUUCUUGUGUCUUUGGUCUUGACUGCCAUCACUUUCCUUGCAAUAUGGCCAACUUCUACAGAACUGGGACCGCUCAUCGCCUUUGUUGUCAUCAAUGGCGCUGCCAAUGGAGCUUUCUUCUCCACCAUGCCAACUGCUAUCAGCAAGGUAUUUGGUAGUGCUAGAGUGGCCAUCGCAAUGAGCAUGGUAGUAACCGGCUGGGUUGGCGGCUAUCUCCUGGGCGCACCGAUCGCGGGCUACAUCUUGGAAGCCUUUGGUGGUACUGAUGGUGGAUUACACGCGUAUCGACCUGCCAUGUUUUAUGCUGGCGCGCUUGCGCUUGUCUCUGGCAUCUUCAUAUUGGCCGCACGAUUUUAUAUCAACAAGUCUCCUUUGGCUGUGGUGUGA